Molecule: messenger RNA, 1045 nt
Organism: Stegostoma tigrinum
Lineage: Eukaryota; Metazoa; Chordata; Chondrichthyes; Orectolobiformes; Stegostomatidae
Gene: tomm5
Product: translocase of outer mitochondrial membrane 5 homolog (yeast)
Exons: 2
Coding region: 84-239 (51 amino acids)
Cellular component (GO): mitochondrial outer membrane translocase complex
Source: RefSeq, a predicted model, not a curated record
UGAUUGGAGGCAGGCGGGUCACGUGUGAGCCUGGGCGGGGCAAAUCGGCGAAGGGUCCGCCACCCGCUGCUGCUGCCGCCACCAUGUUCAGGAUGGAGGCGCUUGGCCCGAAGAUGGAUCCGGAGGAACUGCGCAAGAAGAUGCGGGCGGACGUGCUGCGCUCGCUCCGCAAUUUCCUAAUUUACGUGGCCGUACUGCGGGCGACUCCAUUUGUCCUAAGUAAACUGGAUAGUAUAUGAAGUUCAGUGAAACCAACGUACUGCAGGACAAUAGUCAAGCCAAACUUCAUGCUUGUUGCUACAAGAUGAUAAACUGAAUGUGGACAAUUGGAAAUCUUAUUGCUACUAAGGAAUGGAUCUUUUAAACUACAGGAUAAAGUGUCAACUCUCAACAUAUUGAAAACGUCUACCUGUGCUACUGGAUUAAUUGUUUUGUUGUGCUUCUCUUACAUUGAGUAAUCUACCACUUUAUUUUGUACAAAGCCUUCUGUAAUUGUUUUGUCACAGAUCCCCUCCUGUAUCAGUAUGCAAAACAAACCUGUUUGUACACACAUGGACGUCUGUCCAGAGUUUGAAUCUGAUCCGAAGUGCAGCUGGAUAGAAAUCAGCUGAGUUUCCUCAACAUCAGCAAAUACUGCAAUUCUUUCUCUAUAGUGAUUCUGAGAAACAUAACUGAAUUUUAUGAAUCAUUAAGGGAGCACAGAAUGUCUUGGAAAUACUUGAGGAAAUUCAGCUGGCCUGACAGCACCUGUGGAGAGAGAGUUAACAUUUCAAGUCUGUUGUGACUCCUUUUCAGAACUGAGUUCUGAGCUUUUUCUCUCCAGUAUUGUUUCAGCUUUUCAGCAUCCUACAGAGUUUCAGUCAUUGCAAAUGUUUGUCAUGUCUCUGGUCUUAAGAGGUGCACUGUCAGAAGUGAUAUGGAAUAAUGAUACUUUCCCAGCUGUGAUUUGAGUUGUUUUCUACUGGAUUUGCUUUAAGUGGUUUUGUAUGAAAAUUAAUGCAUUUUAUUAUUAAUUAAAAGAAUCAGUAACUAUUCAUCUCCUGAA